This is a messenger RNA of Paramisgurnus dabryanus, 863 nucleotides long. RefSeq names its product cytochrome c, somatic b (gene cycsb). Lineage: Eukaryota; Metazoa; Chordata; Actinopteri; Cypriniformes; Cobitidae. Gene Ontology annotation, molecular function: electron transfer activity; heme binding. The record is from RefSeq and is a predicted model, not a curated record.
CGUGAUAGCGCAGCGCGUGUGUGUGACGUCAUAGACAGGAGCCCUUUCUUGCCUCUAAAAUGAAGUGACCUUCCUCUCACUCCUUGAUACAGAGGCGAUCCGGUGUCGGAAUACCACAGUCCGCAAGGAGCUUUCUCACUCGGCUUAAAAGGUCUAGGAAAAUAUGGGUGACGUUGAAAAGGGAAAGAAGGUUUUCGUCCAAAAGUGUGCCCAGUGCCACACGGUUGAGAACGGAGGCAAACACAAAGUCGGGCCAAAUCUUUGGGGUCUGAUUGGUCGCAAGACCGGUCAGGCAGAGGGCUUCUCCUACACGGAUGCGAAUAAGAGCAAAGGCAUCGUUUGGAGUGAAGAUACCUUGAUGGAAUAUUUGGAAAACCCAAAGAAGUACAUUCCAGGCACAAAGAUGAUCUUCGCUGGCAUCAAAAAGAAGGGAGAGAGAGCAGAUCUUAUUGCAUAUUUGAAGUCAGCAACAUCAUAAUGCUGAUGCAGGAAGAGGGAAUAUUUAACUUUAAAUGUUUGUAGUUUGAAUUUGCAAUAUGUAUUGAAACCUGUGGCAGAUCAAAUAACGAGGAAAAUGAAUUUUAGGUCUUGUAGGUCCAUUUAAGUCUAUUUCAGUAGUGGCGAUUUUUAAUUUUUGUCUGUCCAUCUCACAUUUAGAGUCAAGUUACUGCAGUUCCUCAGUGUUUUCACUGAAAGAAUUAAAAUGCGUCCCCUGGUUUCACAGGAGCUGUUGGUUAAAUUAUUGAACUGUGCUGAAACCUGUCGUAUUUGAAUUGCGAUGAGUGACUGUGAAACAAGCUAAUUGCAAACUAUUGUAUUUACCAGGUGGAUUUGAACUGUCAAAUAAAAUCAAAACCGUCUUA